Molecule: messenger RNA, 2942 nt
Organism: Stomoxys calcitrans (stable fly)
Lineage: Eukaryota; Metazoa; Arthropoda; Insecta; Diptera; Muscidae
Gene: M6
Product: neuronal membrane glycoprotein M6-a
Exons: 6
Coding region: 22-960 (312 amino acids)
Biological process (GO): neuron projection development
Cellular component (GO): plasma membrane
Source: RefSeq, a predicted model, not a curated record
AAUGUAGAGAGGUGUACAAAAAUGUUUUCUUCAGAGGACCAGCAGACACAAAAGCAUUCAAGAGACCCACGCGAAGAGAUUUUGCUGGAAACUAACUUUGAAGACGAUGGCGUUCUAACUCGGGCUUACAACACCAAUCAGUGCUAUUGUAAUACGAAUCGACGGAAAACACAUCGGUCUGAUUUUUCUAUUGAUCGUUAUACAGAACGCGGAGAAGGCGACUGCUGUCAAUCAUGUAUGGCGAGGAUUCCUUAUGCCACCCUCAUAGCAACUCUUAUGUGCCUGUUGGGUGUAGGCAUUUUUUGUGGCACCAUGUACAGGGGAGCUUCAUUAACCGUAAUAAUGAUGGAUCAAGUAUUUCAUUUACGACUCAUUUGGAUCGAAGCGGUACAGAUGAUAUUUGUCACUAUUGCUGCUGCGAUGGCUGCAUUAGGUUUCAUGAUCUUAUUUGUUGGAUUUCUUGCGACGGGAGCUACUCGCCAUAAAGUAUAUCGAGCAUGGAGAUCGCGAGUUGGCGGUCGCAUAUCAUGUGCAGUGCUAAUGGGUUUGACGUAUUUGUUAAAUUUUGUUUGGACGUUGAUCUUAUGCUUUCUGGUGGUGUGCACAUUUAUUUUUACCAUGUUUUGGAAUAUGUGCUCAAGUGUGGAGCAUUCUCGGAGUUGCAUAGAUUUGACCCAAUUUCAUUUCAUGUUUCCCGCAAACACCAAACAAGAAGACAUGAAGAUAUGCGAAACCUAUGAAAUAAAGGCGUUUUGUAAAGACGGCGUGGAAAAUGCUGAAGUGAUGUUUAUAUUAGCAACAUUAGCGACUUUAUUGGUUAUUUUAAGCCUUGUCCAUUACUUAAUGUGCUUAUCUGCAAACUAUGCUCAUAUACGUGACCAUGAAAAAUUUCAAGAAUUGCAGGAAAUACAAAAUCUUAAUGAGUUAGAAUACAGCGCAACAUCAAAGGAUCGGUUUUAGGAUAUAUUUCAGAAGAUUCAUUUUGAGCUACAAGAAAGCGCUGUACUUGAUGGAUAUUUUUCUUAGGAAAAUAAAUUCAACUAUUCCACAGCCGAACGGAGUAAAUUUCUUGAAGCAUUUCGGUAUUGUGAGCUUCUCCAAUUUCUAACCCCAAGCUCGUAAACCACCCAAGGACGGAUCCAUUUCAUCAAGAAUAAAUCACCAAUUCCUCUUUUUGAUUUCUCCCAUUUCUGACACACGAUAAUACAAUAAUAAAAUUCAAUCGAAUGGCAACUCCAACAAGCGAUACUCGAUAUUGACUCUCUCGAUUCGAAAAAUGUAGAAUUCGAUUGAAAAUUUUCGAAAUCGAAAACAGGCCACUCCGGUUAAUUGAAAACAGUAAAAUGCAAGACAUUUUUGUUUUCAAUUAUACAAAGUCUGAUGUUUGUAGAAUUAAGUAUGUUUUCCAUUAGCAGAAGUUCAGAUACGUUAAAGGUUUUUACAUUUAAAAAUUUGUAAUUAUAAAAAUUAUGAAAAAUCUGUAAUGUGAAGUUAGCGAGAAUAAGGUAAAACGGUAGCGUUGACCAAACCAAAAAAAAAAAGAUAAUGAAUGUUUUCAAUUAAUCGGAGUUGAUAUCUUUGAAUUAUAACUUUUCUUACAAUAAUUUGUUGUUGUUCUUGUUGUAGCCACAUCAAAGGGGGGCUCCAGCCUGUGUGUGAAAUGAGUGAAAAAGCCCUUAUAAUCAAUUGGUCCAAGUGAUUGUUUUCAAUUAACAAACUUUUUUAAUUAAACGGUGUUCAAAUAAGCGGAUUCGACUGUACCGUGAUUAGGCCCCAGAUUUUAAACAUGUUUAAAUCGAAAUAUUUGCUCUUAACAUUAAGGUACAUACUAAGAUCGGCUUAUUAUUAAAAAAGAGACUAUAGUGCAAAAUAUAUUCCCUCCAAAAACUUUCUCCAGCAAGAUAGUUUUUAUUUGCGACUGAUGGUUUACAACCGAUUUCAAUUUGACCAAGCAAUAAACAAUGAAUGCUUAUCCACUAGAAAAUGAUCGAAAUGGAUUCUUCUGAAAUUUUUACAAGUAACAGUACAUUUGAGAUAUGUUAUUAUAUGUACAUAAUAAGUAUUGACGUAGACUAACUAAAAACGAUUUACAACGAGUUCGACUAUACAAAAAUAACAAAUAGAUUUAGAAUUUUUGAACAUUUUAUUUACUAAAUCAAUCUAUAAAAUAAAAAUUUAUUUAAAUUAUUAAUUUUAUUAAAAAAAAUUUCUUUACAUAUUCCAAUCAAAGAAGUUCUCCAUGUAACCAAUCACUUAGUAUAUAAGUUUGAUCCAAAUAAAAUCGAUAGUGUUCUCAUUUUGUUUUAAAUUCAUAAUACGUGUGUAAAUAAAUAGAGUGGAUGACAGGAGUAGGGGUUCAGUACAUUAGCAGAUGUUUAUUUAAUGUUUGAUCUCAGCGUCCAAAGUGCUCGUGUAAGAAGCGUUCUCUAUGAUCCGGUCUAAAGAACGCUAUGUUGUCAUUCGACUAGAUAUUGUUGCACUGUUUUGGAUAUAUAUAAAAUAUUGACAUAUACAUGCAUAUGUAUGUCAAUGCUUAAAGCAUAAAUUCAUAUAAAUAUACAAGAAAAUGUUUUGCUUUGCUGUCAAAACAGGGUUAAUUCUUUAUCUGAAAUAUUUCAUUGGAUGUUUAGAGCUAGAGACGGCAAUAGGGGUCGACGAGACGCCAUCAAAAGGAUGGCGUACACGGUUGUGGUGGUUUCUUAAUAAAGUCUCAGGACAUUGCUUCAACAAUUUCUCUAUGGUGGGCAGGUGGAUUACUUUUUCUCUAACCUGUAAAGGCAGAUCGUCAUGUGGACCAAAAUGUGUAGAUACUCCUGAACUAUUAUAAAAUGUAAUGCCGCCAGAGGGUAUUACAGAUAUCAGUGAAUUAUCAUGAAACUGCAUUUGAAUGACGCCAUGUGAGAGCUGAAAUUUCAAAUCUCAAAAUUAAAAAAGUUGUUCAA